CAUCGACGCUAUUCACAUAUAUACGCAGACAACAACAAUGGAGUUUGAAGUGAUUGGGAUCUAAAAUGGACGGGCAUGAUCUCUAUGUCGCCUUUCAGUGGUGUCUUUUUGUCUUCCAUGUAAUCAAGCCAAACGUUCCCAAUUUCAGAUUCAUCUCAUUUAUUGCUUUAUUAACUCCUUCGAUCCACAACAACACGAUCUGCCAUUAUGCAUUAUGUCUUCUCUAAGGCGGUGAAUAGUUGUAUACACCUAUAAAAAUGUUAGCCUUCUUCACUUUAUCAUCAUUCUCUCAAACCCUAAAACAACAAAGAAAACUUAUUUCUUCAAAUGGCUAGCUCCUCUAAUCCGACGUCAUGUUCUUCCACUGUCGAGGUUAAGCUUCCGUGUUUAGUUUUAACCGGAAGUUCACCGUAUGUAAAGGUGUCGCCUUCUUCGUUAAGGUGCUUACUUAUUCCUCCUAGGGAUCCCAUUCUCAGUCACCACCACGCCGUUGCUCAUGAAGGAUUUGGAUUCCCUUGCUUGAUUCUUUCAGAUCUUAUGUCGUUUCCUGCAAGAUUCAGACAAGAUGCUUACGACAAGGACGCUGAUGAUGAUGGCAAAACUGUUAUUGUUGCAGUCGUUGAUAGUGAUUAUUUAAGGAGGAGCUUCGCUGAUGUUCUUAAAUUUUUACCAAUAACUGAUUCUGUGACAAAGCUAACCGCAAGGUGUGAGGUUUGUGGACAGAAAGUUUUUUUCACUGUGAGGAAGACUUGUGACACCAGAACUGAGCUGAUCGGUGGGGCUGAUGUCUAUAUCCUCGUUUUUCUUAAGCAUUAUAUCAAUAAUCAAAUUGUCAUCAAAGCUUCAAAGUAAGUUUUGGAUUUUCACAAGGCAAGAGCUGGACACCUGUGUGGAGACAGUUGCUGCUAUGAUCUAACCAUGACUUGCUGUGAAACGCACUAAACAUAUACUAUAGUGAGAUUUUGUUCUUUGA
This is a messenger RNA of Brassica oleracea var. oleracea, 973 nucleotides long. Its product is annotated as thymidine kinase-like. Bases 328 to 852 code for a protein of 174 amino acids. Lineage: Eukaryota; Viridiplantae; Streptophyta; Magnoliopsida; Brassicales; Brassicaceae. Gene Ontology annotation, biological process: thymidine metabolic process. The transcript is spliced from 3 exons. The record is from RefSeq and is a predicted model, not a curated record. Gene Ontology annotation, molecular function: thymidine kinase activity; ATP binding.